CACCAGCGCGCGGUCCCGAUAACAAUCGCUCCAUGCGCGCCCUCCCCGCCUCUACUGUCUUUUGCAAUCCCAAGCCGCACAGCACCAAAGGCACCACCCUUACCUUCUCAAAUCAAAUCAUACGCCCGACCAUUCUCACCCGCAACCAAACUCCACAAUGCCCGCCGACCCCAAUCCCGCAAAUGCAAGUAUAUCGCACCGCACGUACUUCUACCCGCUACCGCACCCACUGCCGCCAGGAACGCCUAUUCCGUACUCCGCAGGCCUGCCCUCCCAGAACCCGCUCGACCUUCCCGCAACGCCCGUCGAGCCCACGUCCUCGCUCGUCCUGACCAGCACGACCAAGCAGUUCAUCGACGUCCGGGUGUUCAAGCCAAUUCUGGAGGAGGACCCGGAGUUGCCUAAUGAGGGGGGUCCGAGGGCAAGACUCGACUGGGCCUUCGCCGGCACCUCAUACUCCGUUCCCAUCCCAGACCCAUACCCCCACGGCGUCACCGAGCACGCUGCCACCGCAUCCCGCCACGCAGAGCACCACCGCGCCUGGCCCGCGCCCAUCACCCACGCCACCUGGACCCACUGGCUCGACAGCCGGCAUCCCAUCUCCUCAUCCCCUACCGGCAUGCCAAAAGACGAGGGCACUAUGUUCCCGCUGAGUGCUACCCAAACGCUGGAGUUCGGCGAAGGGAUUAAUCCGGCCACAGGGAAGAUGUGGGCGUAUGAGGAGCUGUGGACAGAUGAGGCACCGCGGGCGGCGCCAACGAGGGAGGAAGCAGACCCGCUGGUGUACUCGAUUGUGCUGCGGUGCGAGGAUGAGGCGCACGAUGUGCGGGGCGUGGUAAUGCGGCUGGGGAGGUACUGCCAGGGUAUCUUGAUGAAGGGGGGUUAUGUGAGCGUGGAGCGGUGGGAGUGGGUGGUUGAAGAUGGGCUGGACAAGGAGGUCGGUGGGUGGAAGCGCAGCGUCCGCAUCGGCGACCAGUUUCUCCCGUGCGCCCCCACCUUCACUCCCGCGGUUCUCAGUGUCGGCGGUAAGGUACGGUACUGGGACUACGAGUGGGUUUGUGAGGAGAAGGUCGCGUGGAGGGAAGGUCCGGGUGCUACGGAGGCAGGGGUCAGAGAAAGGCAGGAAUGAGGCCUUGGGGCUGGGAUGGGGGAGAGAUAAGACGUGCAGUCUACUAGGUGCGCGAUUCGUUGGAAGCAAAGGGUUGGGUAUGGACAGGAUCGAAAUGGGUUCUUGAAUGGGAAUAGGAGGGGACGUGUGCGAUCUACCUGCCUCUCCGCACUGAACAUACCAAGAUGACACAAAAUAGAGUCGUCAAUAUACUUCUACUCC
Paraphaeosphaeria sporulosa is the source of this 1330-nucleotide messenger RNA. RefSeq lists its product as uncharacterized. NCBI's taxonomy places the organism in Eukaryota, Fungi, Ascomycota, Dothideomycetes, Pleosporales, Didymosphaeriaceae. Bases 158 to 1129 code for a protein of 323 amino acids. The transcript is spliced from 2 exons. The record is from RefSeq and is a predicted model, not a curated record.